Messenger RNA from Nezara viridula (southern green stink bug), 1495 nucleotides. The record is from the annotation of a GenBank genome assembly. NCBI's taxonomy places the organism in Eukaryota, Metazoa, Arthropoda, Insecta, Hemiptera, Pentatomidae.
CCUGGCCCAACGUAACUCAUCAUUUAUUUGUCCUUUCAAUUGAGGUUGUUGGUGUAGUGGUGUCAACCUUGGAGCGUGGUCUGGCUCGUAAAUAUUUGUCCAAGUAUCCUGGAAAACGAAUGCAUUAUCAGGUUGGCAGUAUAUAUCUGGAUAAAGUUCAAAAACCGCCGACAGGUACAUUUUACAAUUUUGACUGUACAACGUCUGUGAUAUGAAGAUGUCAGGAAUUGGCUGCAUUUUUUGAACAAGGAACCAGAGGACAAUAACUCAUGGCUUUAGUCCUUUCUACUUUGAACAAAAAUCUAUUUUAUCAAUCUUGACAGAAAGGUCCUUUUGGGAUAGCCCCGUUUUGGUGUUAUCCUUUCUUACUUUAAUUUAAUUGAGAUUUAGACUUAACUUUGUUGCAACUAAGGUUGAAAGAUGAUUAAGGAGUAUAAACCAAUUGUACAAGCCCUAUUAGGCACCUGUUUUACAUGGGCUGUAACUGCUGCUGGUGCUUUGAUGGUUAUUUUCUUCAGAGGAACCCAGCCAAAAUUAUUGGAUACUAGUUUGGGGUUUGCUGCUGGUGUAAUGACGGCAGCAUCUUAUUGGUCCCUGCUCGGUCCUGCUAUUGAAAUGGCGAAGGAGUCCAACGUAUAUGGAGCAAGUGGCCAAUAUGCAUUUAUUCCAGCGUGCCUUGGAUUUCUACUUGGAGCAUCAUUCACAUUUGCAGCAGAUGUUUUGAUUUCAAAAAUGGGUAUUGAAUCACCCAAUUUAUUACUAGUGUCGGAUAUCAGUGUUGAAGGGGGAACUGGUACAAUCACGAGAAGAAGAGUAACAACACAGAGUCGGCACAGGCAUCCUACGCUUCCUCAGGUAGACCUUCGACUGCAGUGGAAGAGGAUAUUACUUCUUAUUAUUGCUAUAACAGUACAUAACAUUCCUGAGGGACUGGCUGUUGGUGUAGGAUUUGGAGCUAUUGGAACUUCAUCGUCUGCAUCAUUUUAUAAAGCCAGAAACUUGGCGAUUGGAAUAGGAAUACAAAAUUUCCCCGAGGGCCUAGCGGUUAGCCUUCCAUUGAAAGCCGCAGGCUUCUCCACCAUGACUGCCUUCUGGUACGGCCAGCUGUCGGGGAUGGUGGAGCCUAUCUUCGGGCUGAUCGGGGCCCUACUGGUGACCGCGGCGGAGCCCCUCCUUCCGUACGCCUUGGCCUUCGCCGCGGGGGCCAUGAUAUACGUCGUAGUCGACGACAUCAUCCCGGAGGCCAACACCAAAGGUAACGGUUGCCUGGCGAGCUGGGGUGCCAUAUGCGGCUUUAUGGUGAUGAUGGUCCUGGAAGUAGCACUGCAGUAAUACCACCUUGUCAUCCGCCAUUUUGUAAAGAAACUGCGAUCCCGGCAAUAAAUACUUAUAUAAAAUAAAAUGUUAGUUUUAGUUUACAAUUGUUUAAUAUUUAAAAAAAAAAUAUUAUAUUUAUAUUUUUGAGGAAUUUUUAUUUAUUCUAUUCUUUUUUUUC